CAACCAUCGAUCAUCAUCCCCUUGGGCCUACGCAACGCAGCAACUGUGACCAUCGCAGACCAGCAUAUACGCUUUCAAGAGAUGCUCAUCAGGAUACCCAUCUGAGCCAAUACCACUCAUAGGGCAGAGCGGCUGCACCUUGGAACCACCUCGUCUGCUUCCCCUGACGCGAUUGAGCUCAUGGCAGGGUUCAGUAGAAGCGCGACCCUUACGGACGAUGGCAGGGCAGGGCACCGAUCUUCCUCACCUUGGCUCGACCGCCGCUUCUCUUCUUCCGGCACGAGGGCAGCAACAUCGUCAUCGCCCUCACUCGCAGCAGCAGCGACAGCCGGCGCAGCCGCCUCUCCAUCGAUGCUGGGUAGCACAGGCUCCUCAUUGUCCUCCGCCUCGGCAUUUUCGCCCCACUCCUUCUCUCCGAUACACCCAGAACCUGAUAAGCGAGGCAAUCUCGAAUACAAGCUGCGCAUCCUUCCCGUCACGCCCUCGCGCUUCUCCCGCUUGGUGACUCAGCUGAAGUGGCGUCUAGCUGAAGGGGGAGGUCUCGCUGUUUACGAGAUUGGCGUGUUGGACGAUGGUACCCUCAUUGGUUUGCCUCAGGACGAGAUGAGGGGCAGCUUGACUCAGCUCGCGAUGAUGGGCCAGGCACUGGGAGCAGACUGCGAAGUCAGAAGAUGCAUCUUGGUCGAGAGGGGCAGCGCUCCGACCAAUGAUUCAGAAGAAGCCGCAGCAGGCCAGUCUCCCAAACUUGUUCCAUAUCGGCACAAGCUUGGUACCUCGUCGAAGAACCAGUCUGCAGGUCUUGACAAUAUCGUCGGACUACGAGCCCUGGACAAUGAAGAGGCAGCCAAGGUCUUGGGGACCGGUGAUAACGACCAACACGCAUCCAGUUGGGACUUUUGCAUAACCAACAGCGAGUCAGAGGGCGAUGAGUAUGCUACAGGGACGGACGGCGCCGCGACCAGUAGUGGAGGUGCCACGGACACUGGGACACCUCUUGAAGAGGAAGACAAGUCGGAUGAAGACGGUUUUGCCUUUUCCUUGAGUCUCAGCGAUGAUGAGGACCUCGCUGUGCGGCCGCCAGCCCAAAAGGUGAAUGACAAAUCUAGGAGACCUUCGCGGCCGAUAAGCAACUCCCCUUGGCAAGCCAGAACACCCGACUUCUCUCCGACUGUGAGCAGAGCUUCUCCUGUCAUCGCAGCACAGACUCGCACAGCGACUGCUUCCAGCAGCGGUCUCCUGCCAGCUCUUGUAGAGAAGCACUUGACCCGGGACCCCUCUUGCGAUGGCCCCACGAAGAGCAGUCCGCCCUCGGGUAGUAUCCUCGGUCUCUCGCCGAAACAGUCUUCACCUGAUGCGGCUUCCAUCGACAAUUCUUUCGAACCAAGAACCUCAAGUCCACAAUUCUUACCUCCUCCGACCCAGCAGCAGCAUCCCUUCACCGACCUGGCUGGACUUGAUGUAGAAGGCGUCCUCCGCUUCACGCUUGACACCAGGCCCAAUGCUGCAGCAAAGAAGACCAAGAGGAAGAGCGGAAGACGGGGUCGGGUAGAGAGGGAAAGAGUUGAAGCGCUUCUCUUCUCUGACACGAAAGUAAAGGAAGAGGAACAGCCGCAGGAAGCGAGUUCGUCAAGUCCUCACCCUCAAGAGCCCAAAGCGCCGUCACACUCGGCUGCGAACCACCCCAAGCAACUUCCCACCAAGUCGCAAUAUAGUCGCGGUCCCCGAUUGGAGCGCCGAGCGCGUCGUCUUGCAGAGCUCAAGGCGAGGGAGCGAGAAGGCGAAGGGCUGCUCUUUGCUCUCUCCUCCGCCGAGUCAGAUCCUUCACCGGCUUCGCUGGAAGAGCGAGUGAAGUGGUGGAGGUAUGCGGGCCUGACGUUUGAGGACGAGCUCCCCCACUAUGACAGUGUCAGGCAGGCUUGGGUGAGAGAAGUAGCCGAAUGGCUGACUGUGAAGGAAGUCAGAGAUCUAGCUGAGUGCUGGGCACCCGAGGAAGUCAAGGACGCGCUGGCGAAUUCUGACUACCCAGAAUCGAUCACGGUGGAAGGCGAUGUCCAAACCCCUGCGCCUACAACACCAGCUGCAGAGGCGGAUGCGACCCCCUGUGGAGAGACUCAAGUUAGUAGGAAAUCUGCAAACCGCCGCAAGCGGCAGGAACGCCGGCGAGCCAUGGGACAAGAUCCGGAGGGUCAUCGCAGGAACAACAACUCUGCGUAUCGUCCGGAAUUUGCACCUCCGCCGUCCUCUGCCGUGAACAUUCCAGCUCGAAAUGGCGCUAGCACUGCUUCGACGGGCCAAGGUGGCAGUAGAUCCCACCCGCUGUCCCGAAGCCAACUCAGCUCCUUUUCGGACGAAGACGAUGAGGAAGAAGAGGACUCAUUCGGCAUGGGCCUGACCCUCAACAUUGACGAGACCCCCGAAGGUGUGCCCGCGACCGCUGGCAAUGGCAUUAGCACGUCCAGUGACACCAGCACCGCCGCGCCUGUUUCUGUACAGCAGGCGCUGGCUACCUCACCAUCACCUUCGGCCACAUCGACGAUCACCAGCCUCGGAGCUGGCUCAUUCAGUAGUCCAGAGACUGCUAUAGCUGUAUCCGGCAUGACAAGUGAUGUAGCCAGACUCAAACGCUCAGUGCAGGCGGAGAUCUCAAAAGAGGACGAGGAGGAUACAGAGAAGAGUCUUGAGAGCUUGGCGGCUAGCGGAAAGAUGCGCUUCAUUGUGGAGGCAGUGCUAUCUCUCAGACUGCGCGAGGGUGAGGGUAAGGCGGCUCGGCGAGGCUUGAGCAACAAGACGGCGCGGGUGUACGAGGCUGUGGUGCCCGAAGCGGCACGUGAGAGUGCGAAGGAAGAGGAAGAUGACGACGAUGAUGAUGAUGAUAGCGAAGGUAUGACUGGUUGGACGCUGGACUAAGUGGGGCUCAAUAGGGACAGAGACGGGGUAGUAACGCAGCACCUCAAGGCGUGGGCUCAUCCAUUGUACAUUUCUUCCUGCUUCAUAAACCACCAAGUCUGCUCGAGGCGUC
Messenger RNA from Microstroma glucosiphilum, 3019 nucleotides. RefSeq lists its product as hypothetical. The coding region runs from base 181 to 2907 and encodes 908 amino acids. The transcript is spliced from 2 exons. The record is from RefSeq and is a predicted model, not a curated record. NCBI's taxonomy places the organism in Eukaryota, Fungi, Basidiomycota, Exobasidiomycetes, Microstromatales, Microstromataceae.